This is a messenger RNA of Myxocyprinus asiaticus (Chinese sucker), 3180 nucleotides long. Its product is annotated as HAUS augmin-like complex subunit 6. The transcript has 16 exons. NCBI's taxonomy places the organism in Eukaryota, Metazoa, Chordata, Actinopteri, Cypriniformes, Catostomidae. Gene Ontology annotation, cellular component: HAUS complex; mitotic spindle microtubule. The record is from RefSeq and is a predicted model, not a curated record. Gene Ontology annotation, biological process: spindle assembly. Gene Ontology annotation, molecular function: microtubule binding. Bases 350 to 2770 code for a protein of 806 amino acids.
CAUUCAGACUGAAGCUGACGCCAUCUUGCUUUAUCUAAUCACUGUUACAUAGACAUAAUGAUUAAACUAGGGAACGAGACUGCAGUGACAGUUCUGCAGCGCCCCGACGGAUCCUCGGACGUUGUAAACACACUCGAAAGAUUUGGCGGUAGACGGAAGUUACUUCGUUGUUGUAUUGAUGUAAACAUUUAUUCAGUGUAUUUUGGAGUCGGCCUCACCUAGCUGUAAUAACGCACAGUAUGGGAUAAAUGGGUUAUCAUUGUUAGUUCACAAACUGCUUGUUCGCUAAAUCCGUGAGCUAUUAUUAUAUGAUUCCCCAGCUAGUUAGCCUGCUUCUGUAAAAUGCGAAAUGUCUAAACCGCACAAAGCAGACGGUAAAUAUUUAUGGUGGUGCCUUACAAGCCUCGAAUUCAAGCCGGACACGGCUGUGAAAAAUAUAAAACAUCUAAAUCUAGGAAUAAACAUGUUUGACAAGCCAAACAAAGAGGGAUUCUACAUUGUCAGUCACUUUUUAUUCGAGAAGCUCAAUCCUACUCGUGCCCAAGAAGCCUUCAGACAUUGCUGGCCAGUUUGGGAUCACAAAUGUAAUGCCGAGUUUCGUAAGGUGACUUUGGGAUGGCUUCAAGAAAUAGCGAGAGAGGAAGGGAGCUCUUUUCCCAAGGUGGCUGCAUCACAUUUGCUUUCCCCUUCUGGACCAAGAUUUAUCAACCUGAUGCUCCACUUGGCCAAACAUGUAAUGCUGAAAGCAUUGAAGACAUUUACCACAAUUGACUCCUGGGCCCCAGAGGCUGCUGCAGUUCCAGCAAGGUCACAGGAGCUGGAAAAGAAAAGAUUUCAGGUGGUAAUGAGACAGUUCCAGAGAGUGACUGUAGGGCAGGACCGUCUCAUUCAAGAAUAUCAGAAAAGAGCUAAAGGUUUGGAGAAGUCUUUGAGGGACUUUAAAGCAGAAGAUGCCAAAAAUGACAACAUUCUUCAAGAAGACAAAAGUAACACAGAUUUGCUGGAAGACAUUCUUCCAAAAAGUCAAAAGGUGCGAGACCUUUGGGCUGAGACAUACAAAGUCCUAUCUACCCUUGAAGGAAAGCGAGAAGUAAUGGAGAGUGUGAUCCAUGGACAGGUAGACCAGUAUACCUUGGAUGGGAAGGACCUGAAUGUAAAGAUACCUUCAGUUCUACUUGACAGAAUGGAGCGGCUAUCACACAAGUCCAGUGUCAGUAGCUUAUAUGAGGAAGGACAGCCCAUGCUUGUGCGUUUGCUGGAACUUCUGAAUGAAGGAUUGGGCCUCCUCAUCGAGGAGAGGGAAAGGAUUGUGAGACCCACUACACAACUCGGUCACCAGGCCCUUCAAGAACAUGCCUUGCUCUUCAGUCGCUCCAAAGAGAAUCUUAAGCUUAUAAGGCAUAAACUGAUCAAAGAGGAUGCACCAGAAAUCAAGAGCUCCAUUAGAAGGCUGGAAGAGGACUGGGACAGGAGGUGGGCAGAGUGUUUGAUAAACACACCCCUGACCUCUUUUCUGAAGGAGGAUAAUGUUCUUGACUUUGUCUCCCCAAUGGCCCCACUGUCAUUUGAGCCAGCUUCUGAGGCUAGCUUUAAGGCUUGCAUCCUCUCCCAGUAUCCCAGUAAGCUACCUGAACUGCUAGAGCAGACUUCCAAAAUAAACCCAGAGGUGGAGAAAACAGAAGUCCACCUGAUGCCUGAAGUGCUGAACACUUCAUUGCCAGAUGAAGAUAAAGGAGUCCUGCUUUCCUCCGAUUGCUGUUUUUCUCCAAAACCAGCAAUAUGUGAUGCUCCACCAUGUGAAACUCCCCUAGUUCACCCAGUUAAAGUUCAGUCUGUUGUCCAGACACCCAGUCCAGUACAGGCUUGCCACAGGAAAACUCAACUCUCAAAGACGAAGUCCUCUAUUGUGAAGAACAAAGAACAAAUUCUAGAUUUGGAAUGUGACAACUUGGCAAGUCAAUUUGCAGAGGCUGUGAUCAUGAGUCCAGUCAAUGGAAGGAUUGAUGUGGACCUGGGGCAGUUACUGAAUUCCAUAUCUGACCCCUUUUCGACUAGGAAGCAGCUGUGCCGCACCCCUGAAAGUCUAAUUAAUGAUGUGCGAAGUUCGUGGAGAAAAGCAGUUGAGGAAGGCAUGGCUGAGAAAAAACAAGCGUCCUGGAAUCAACAAGACAGCCUCUCUUGGCUCAAGACAUCCCCAACUGAAGAUGAGAGAAAUGGCCUUUGCCACGAACCAAGUCCAGAGCCUUCUCUCUUAUUUGACUCUACAGCUACCCAUCCCCAGUGCAAUUCUCCUGUCCAGCAGGGGUCCUCCCACUCAACUGUGUCAUGGGACUCUUCACAGCUGGAGGCUCUUGACAGCCAAAGCUCAAGUGAUAUUAUUAAAUUCAGCAUUGCUCAAGAGGAGCUCCUAGAAGUGUUUGACAUGUCGUUCAACAGCGACAGAUCAGUUGAGAUCCACACAAACAAGGAAAGCGAUCAAGAACUUGUCCUGCCACCUGUUGCAUCACAUUCUCUUGGAGAAUCUUCUCUACAGAUGGCUCAUAUGUGCUUGGAUGCCACCUCCGAUAAAAGCUCUUUCAUGGACUCCUGCUUUGAGAAGUUUAAUUACAUGCACCCAGUACAGUCAGGGAACAGCCCAGGUUUGAACCCUUGGGCUCGUGAUGAGAGGCUGUUCUCUCUUGAUUUAGACAAGCUUGAGAGUAUUUCACCUCCUGCGUCAGAGAAACUUGCCCUGCCCAGUUUAGUGAACUUAAAUCUAGAUGAAUACUAACAUUGUUUUAAAGCAAUAUUUCCAGGUUUAAUACAAGUUAAGCUCAAUCAACAGCAUUUGUGGCAUAAUGUUGAUUUAACACAAUUAAUUUUGACUUGCCCCUCCUUUUCUUUAAAAAGUGAGAAUCUGUGUUCCAGUGAGGCACUUACAAUGGAAGUGAGUGAAAUACUCACUAUAUUUUGAAAGUAUAGCCACAAGAUGUAAACUAUACGCAUGUGUUUACUGUGAUAAAAUCGCUUUUCCUGUGUAGAGUUAUACCCAAUUUUAUAACUUUGUUGCCAUGACAAUGUAAAGCCUUCAUUACCCUAAUGCAACUGUAAAAAUGACGAUUUAAACAAUUUUUAUGGCUCAAAUAAUACGUUUUAACGGAACAAUAAAUGUAAGUGCCUUUUAUUAAAAUAUAAGCUUCA